AACUUCUAGCUUGGCUACCUGGUUCUGAAGAGGGGAGUUAUGGAAAAAGUUCCACAUACUGCUGUUACUACAGGAACAAAGAGGCGCAGAGCAAAGCCUCGCGAGAUGGCUGAUGAGUCCAUCGAAGAUGACAGACUGGAGACUGAAUUUGCCAAUGAUAAGAAAGAAAGCAAUGGUGCCACUGAAAAUGGUGAUAGGCCUAUUGCCCACAAGAGACGAAAGAGGGCAGCUGCCUGUUCUAAUUUCAAGGAGAAGGCAUUUGACUUGUCUGAAGAUGAUUCCCUCGUGGCAAUCAAGGAAAGUCGGGUUGAAGAGGAAAUAGGGGCUGUUAGAUUGACAAAGACAGGACCUGAAGAUAAGAAAUCUUGCCGAAAACUCAUUGAUUUCAUCUUGCAUGAUGAAAAUGGUAACGCACAACCUUUUGAAAUGUCUCAUAGUGAUGGCAUAUCCAUAACAGCUCUUGUCAUGCCCUUGGAUGAUAAUAUGGAAAAGGACCGUGAAAAGGGAAUACGAUGUUUAAGAUUUGGGCCAAUCAAGAACUGGGCAAUUUCUGGCUAUAAACAAGGCACUGCGGCAAUUUGGCUCUCAACAGAGCUAGCUGAUUACAAAUGUGUGAAGCCAGCAAGCGGUUACAGGUCUUAUUUCGACCACUUCAGUAGGAAGGCUGAUGUCUGUGUUGAAGUGUACAAAAAGUUAGCUAGGUCAGUUGGUGGAAAUCUGCAGCUGGGCCUGGAAGAAUUGCUUGCUAGUGUUGUCCGCUCCAUUAAUUCCAAUAGAAGUUUUAAUGGGACAGUGAACAAGGACUUUGUGAUCUCCAUUGGUGAGUUCAUAUACAACCAGCUUAGUGGGUUAGAUAAUACAUCAGACAAGGAUGACGAGACACUGUCCGAGCUGCCAGUUCUUGUUGCACUGAGAAAUGAAUGUACAUCUCGAAUAGAAUUCAACAAGUUGCCAGGUAUGACAUCAAGUGAAACUCUGAAGAUCAAGGAUGGGCAGUGUAAGGAGGAGGUGACCAGGAAUGAGGAUGAAGACGAAAAAUUAGCAAGGCUAUUGCAUGAAGAGGAAGAGUGGAAGCUGAUGAAGCAGAGAAGCAAGCGUCAAGCUUCAAAGAAAAAUGUCUACAUCAAAAUUAGUGAAACUGAGAUUGCCAAUGACUACCCACUGCCAGCAUACUAUAAACCAUAUAGUCUAGAAAUGGAUGAGUAUAUGUUUGAUAGUGAUAUGGGCAUGUUUUCGGAUGAUGUGCCAGUAAGAAUACUCAACAAUUGGGCUCUAUAUAAUUCAGAUUCCAGACUCAUUUCUCUGGAGCUCAUCCCUAUGAAAUCAGGUGCAGAAAAUGAUAUAGUGAUCUUUGGAUCUGGUUUUAUGAGAGAAGAUGAUGGUAGUUUCUUCUCAACAGCCGAACCAACACAAUUAUCUUCUUCCUCGAGUAAAUCUGACCAGGAAGAUCAAGGAGUUCCAAUUUAUCUGAGUCCAAUCAAGGAAUGGGUUAUAGAAUUUGGUGGUUCAAUGAUCUGCAUAUCCAUUCGAACUGACAUAGCUUGGUACAAAUUGCACCAGCCAUUAAAGCAAUAUGCGCCAUGGUGUGACACUGUGCUGAAAACAGCAAGAUUGGCUGUUAGCGUUAUCACCCUUUUAAAGGGACAAAGCCGUGCUUCAAAGCUUGGUUUUGCCGAUGUUAUUAAGAAAGUAGCAGAAUUUGAGAGUGGACACCCGGCAUUUAUUUCAUCGAAUGCAACACUUGUUGAAAGAUAUGUUGUGGUGCAUGGACAGAUAAUACUUCAGCAGUUUGCAAAUUAUCCAGAUCCAUCUAUUCGACGGAGUGCCUUUGUCACAGGCCUUACUGCAAAGAUGGAAGACAGACGGCACAUAAAGUUGGUGAUGAAGAAAAAAUCUCAACCAACCAGGGGGGAGAAUCUGAACCCAAGUGCAAAUAUUGGCCCAAUAAUAAGAAGGAAGCUUAUGCGUGCAACAACUACAAGGUUAAUUAGCAAGAUAUGGGGUGAUUACUAUGCCACCCAUUUCCCAGAGGAUUCGAAGGAGGGAGCCGAGGAUGAACCGAAGGAAAUUGAGGAGGAACAAGAAGAAAAUGAAGAAGAUGCUGAAGAGGAGGUUAAAGUUGAAGAGGAACAUGUACUGAGUACCCCACCAUCAGCACGGUCUAGAAAGUCAUCAUCAAAUAAUUGUAAAGAAAUUGAAUGGGAAGGUCAAACAGUUGGAAAAACACGGUCUGGAGAUGAUCUAUACAAAUGUGCCAGAGUUCGAGAACUCAAUAUUUCUGUUGGUGGGGCGGUCAAAUUAGAAGAUGAUUCAGAAGAUGCCCUCAUGUGUUUUGUUGAGUACAUGUAUGAGAAACAGGAUGGUACGCACAUGAUUCAUGGAAGAAUUCUGCAAAAAGGUUCACAGACUGUCCUUGGCAAUGCUGCAAAUGAACAAGAGGUUUUUGUUACUAAUGAUUGUUUAGAAUUUGAAAUAGGUGACAUCAAAGAGUUGGUGAGUGUCAAUGUGCAGUUGAUUCCUCGGGGCCACAAGUACAGAAAAGAGAAUCUACAAGCUAAUAGGAUUGAGAGGGCCAAGGCAGAGGAGAGGAAGAAGAAAGGUUUGCCGAUGGAAUAUAUUUGCAAAAGCUUAUAUUGUCCUGAGAAAGGUGCCUUUUUCUCCCUACCUUAUGAUAAACUGGGUACUGGAACUGGCAUCUGCAGUUCUUGUCAGCAGAGAGAAGCAGUUGGUGAUGAAUUCAAAAUACUAUCGGAGACCACAUUUGUCUUCAAGAAUUCUACAUACGCUGUUCAUGACUUUCUGUAUGUAAGGCCUGAGUUUUUCUCCCGAGUUGACGGUCAUGAGACCUACAAAGCUGGAAGAAAUGUAGGUCUAAAGCCUUAUGUGGUAUGCCAUUUGCAUAGUAUCAAUGCUCCUGCUGGAUCUAAGAAAGUUAAUCCAGAAUCAACAAAAGUUAGUGUAAGAAGGCUUUACAGGCCUGAUGAUAUUUCAUCAGCUAGAGCUUACUCUUCAGACAUCAGAGAGGUAUACUACAGUGAAGAUAUGCUGAGUGUGCCUGUGGCGAUGAUAGAAGGAAAAUGUGAGGUUACAACAAAGAACAACCUUCCAGAUUCAAAUCUUCCAGUAGUGGUUGAUCAUGUCUUCUACUGUGAAUAUUUAUAUGAUCCUGAUACUGGAGCUCUCAAGCAGCUACAGUCCAAUGUUAAACUCAUGACAAUAGCAAGGAAGGCACCUACUUCAAAAAAGAAUAAAGGAAAGCAGAUUUGUGACAGUGAUCAAGCUGGUUCAGAUAAACAGAAGGCUGCAGCAUCAGAGAACAGUCUUGCAACCCUUGACAUUUUUGCCGGCUGUGGAGGCUUGUCUGAAGGGUUGCAGCUAUCUGGUGCAUCACAUACAAAAUGGGCAAUUGAAUAUGAAGAACCUGCUGGGCAAGCAUUUGGUGAAAAUCAUCCAGAAGCUGCAGUCUUUGUGGAGAACUGCAAUGUGAUUCUGAAGGCAAUAAUGGAUAAGUGUGAUGAUACUGAUGAUUGCAUCUCGACUUCGGAGGCUUCUGAGCAAGCAGCUAAACUUUCAGAUGAGAAAAUUAAGAAUCUCCCUGUGCCGGGUGAAGUAGAAUUCAUCAAUGGUGGCCCUCCAUGCCAGGGGUUUUCUGGGAUGAACAGAUUCAAUCAAAGUCCAUGGAGUAAAGUUCAGUGCGAGAUGAUUUUAGCAUUUCUGUCCUUCGCAGAGUAUUUUCGUCCUAGAUUCUUCCUUUUGGAAAAUGUUAGGAACUUUGUUUCAUUCAACAAAGGCCAGACCUUCAGACUAACACUGGCAUCACUGCUGGAGAUGGGAUAUCAGGUUCGAUUUGGAAUUUUAGAGGCAGGGGCUUACGGUGUUGCGCAGUCAAGGAAAAGGGCAUUCAUCUGGGCUGCUGCACCUGGAGAGACUCUUCCUGAUUGGCCUGAACCGAUGCAUGUCUUUGCUAGCCCUGAGCUGAAAAUCACUCUACCAGACGGCAAAUACUAUGCAGCUGCCAAGAGCACAGCUGGAGGUGCUCCUUUCCGCUCAAUAACAGUUAGGGAUACAAUUGGAGAUCUACCACCGGUAGAGAAUGGUGCCAGCAAACCAACAAUACAGUACGGAAGCGAACCCAUCUCUUGGUUCCAGAAGAAGAUCAGGGGCGAUGUGCUUUCCCUUAAUGACCAAAUAUCUAAAGAGAUGAAUGAACUGAAUCUCAUAAGGUGCAAGCACAUCCCAAAGCGCCCAGGCUGUGACUGGCAUGACCUCCCAGAUGAGAAGGUGAAGCUGUCCUCAGGGCAAAUGGUGGAGUUGAUACCUUGGUGCUUGCCCAACACAGCCAAGAGGCACAAUCAGUGGAAAGGUCUGUACGGGAGAUUGGAUUGGGAGGGCAAUUUCCCCACAUCAGUGACAGAUCCCCAGCCAAUGGGCAAGGUCGGCAUGUGCUUCCACCCUGAUCAGGACAGGAUCAUCACUGUUCGAGAAUGUGCCCGGUCCCAGGGCUUCCUUGAUGGAUACCGUUUCGCUGGCAACAUCCAGAGCAAACACAGGCAGAUUGGGAAUGCUGUACCUCCUCCCCUUGCCUACGCGCUAGGGAGGAAACUCAAGCAAGCCAUCAAUGCCAGGAAUUGAGUGGCUUUAACUGCAUGAUACUCCAAGAUUCCAAGUGGCCCAAGCAGGCUCCAAGACCGAGUGGCGGUUAAUUUAGAUUUGAGCCUUGUAUAUUCUGAGAGAAGUUGACUCAAAUUAUUAUAGGCUGGUCACAUGAAUUGCCUUUUGUGCAUCUGAUGGAAGGAGGAUUAGCACCACCAGUAUGUUGGUGGAUACAAAAUUUUAGAGCAUUCUCUUAGCAUUGGGGUAUAAUCUUUUGUAAACAGCAACAAUAAUGUGAUAGCAAAAGAGUUAAAUGAUUAUAAGAAUGAAUGCAGUUUUUUCCUGUUCUUACAACUUUACAAGUGAGGAUUAGCACCAUCAAGUCAAUGACCGUCUUCCAAAAUUGUGAAGAGAAAAUGUUAGUAACAAUCUACCUUUUGUUAUCAUCACAUGAACUCUGCUCUGGAGAUUGCUUGCCACUUGAUCUCUUUCAUGGUUGUUACACUUUCACAAGAAUCUCCUUUGUCCACCUGUUUGUGUCUUCAUACAUAGUAAGAUGCAUUGAAUUUUACUGGUAUUUCAAAAUUACUUUGGAGAGUUCAUUUGGACUUGCCUGCACCUUGGAGAGCUUACAAAAAAUUCCCUUGCAAAAUCACCUUCAAAUCAUCACAACCAGCUUACAAAAUUCACUUUAAACAACCAAGCAUGCUACAAACAAAUCGAAAUUCUCCACAAAAGGGAAAA
Brachypodium distachyon (stiff brome) is the source of this 5337-nucleotide messenger RNA. RefSeq names its product DNA (cytosine-5)-methyltransferase 1A. Gene Ontology annotation, molecular function: DNA (cytosine-5-)-methyltransferase activity; chromatin binding. Gene Ontology annotation, cellular component: nucleus. The transcript is spliced from 12 exons. The record is from RefSeq and is a predicted model, not a curated record. The coding region runs from base 40 to 4632 and encodes 1530 amino acids. NCBI's taxonomy places the organism in Eukaryota, Viridiplantae, Streptophyta, Magnoliopsida, Poales, Poaceae.